CAAUUUUCCAACACAGUUGAGCAAACAGACCAAUUAUUAGAUAUAUGGAUAAAUAUAUUGUCGCAAAGUAUACAUACACAACAAUUGCUUUCAGAUCCAUCAUGGCAAGGUUCUUCGGCGCGCGUAUUAGAAGAACAGGCAAAAGAACGAGAGCGUCAAGAAAAGUUAACACGAUUACAGCAAGAGCGACUUGAACGAGAACGUUUGAGGCAAGAGCGUUUGGAACAAGAACGUUUGGAGCAAGAGCGUUUGGAAAGG
Molecule: messenger RNA, 258 nt
Organism: Racocetra persica
Lineage: Eukaryota; Fungi; Glomeromycota; Glomeromycetes; Diversisporales; Gigasporaceae
Source: the annotation of a GenBank genome assembly